CUAACGUCCAGGCUCCCCUCAGGCCCUCCUCCUCACCCCCGUCGGUUGUCGUAGUUUCGUUGUCGUGAUUUGUCGUUAAGUGUCUGUCGUUGAAGGCCAAUGAAGGGCGAAAAAGGAGCCGAGCCACAGCAGGUAUGGACGACCUCACGACGCCACUGGGCGGCUGCCGUGGCAUGCAUGCUAUGCAGCUGGGCUGCCACUGGUGGAUGGAGAGAGAACGGUCGUGUUGAUCAUAGCUAAAUUCUGUGGAUUUUGGUGUUGGUGGGUGCAGAUGGUGAUGCAGCCCCAGGCGUAUGGACAGCCCCAGGUCAUGCAGCCUGUCGCACAGAUGCAGAUGCAACCUGGUAGGCUUCAUUGUACACACACACACAGAGGCCCCGGGCCGAAUAACGCGUCCGUCUCUGUCGAACGAAACGUCUUCGCUCCUUCUGGACGGCUGCAGGCAUGAUGGUGAUUAACACGGACCCGUGGGCCAUCCUGAGCGGUCAGCUGAGAGCCAAUCUGAUGAUACCAUUGCGCGUGCAUUGUCCAUGUGUGUGUGGGGGCGGAUGGCUGGGAUACACCAGGCAUGACGGGUGCUGAGAUCAAGGAGCGCGUUCGCAUGGCUGAGGCCAUCCUCGGCUGGGAGCAAAACAAUAUGUACGCUGUACAGCCACCCAGCCAGGCCAGGGAGGGGUCACUGCACGACCCCGGCGCUUCUGAACUCUCUGAUAUGCGCUAUGUGUGUCCGUGUGUCAUGUCAGCUAUGAUAUCAAGGACCAGAAUGGGAACCCCGCGUUCAUCGCUAAGGAGGACACGGACACCUGCACCCGGCUCAUCGGCAUGUGCUGCCCUGUGUAAGACAUACGCACACUUCUCAACACACACAGGGUCGCACUAUGACCACACGAGAGAGAGACACGGAGAGAGAGAUGCCAUAUAUGUCCUUAUAUGUGGUCUCAAUUGACUUGUUUCCGUCCAGUCAGGACUGCCGCAUGUUCAAGUUGGACAUCUCCGUGCCGCCCAGUCAGCACACACACACACACACACACAUGGCCAAGGGUGCAGGUGCACACCCUCCCUUUAUCCCGGCUUGUUCUUUCUGUGCUCUUUCUGUCUGUCCCCCCAACCCCCCCGCAGUGCCUGGCGCGUCGCCCCCUCCCUUCCUGCAUCUGGACCGGCCCUGGACGUGCACAUGCUACUGCUUCAAUAGGUGAGGACACGCGUGAAUGAAUACUCAAGACGUUGUCAUCGCAGGCAGGAAGUUCACUGCGGGCAUGUUAUGUUUUGAGUGCAGACCGAAGGUCACGGUCACGGAUCUGACGGCUGGAGGUCCGUCUGUCUGUCGCGACGACCGACCGAUGCACACAUAUGUUGCCUGGCUGAUGGCUCAAGGCUGAAGGCGGUGGGAUGUGUCUGUGUCUGUAUGUUGUCAGGUGAGGUCAUCGGUACCAUGAGGGACCCCUGGUGCGCGAGAAGAUUUCACAGACAGACAGACAAGGACAAUGCGUGUGUCUUCUCUCUGAGCCACACAUGCCUUCGUUCUGUUUAUAUCCUGCAGGCACUGCUGCAACUACAACAUGCGCAUGGCGGACCCUGAGGCAUAACCACACGCACACACAGAGACAGAGACAGAGACAUGUGUGUGUGUGUGCAUAUCUGUGCAGGGCAAGGAUGUGUUGAACGUUGAGGCGUCGUGCUGCCAGUGCGGCUUCUGGUGCCCACUGCCAUGCGGUCAGCGAACCCACACGUCCACACACGUGUGGUGCAGACCCUCUUUGCCAAAUAUGGGCAUCAAUGUGUGUGUGUGUGUGUGUGUGUGGUCAGGCCCGUGCAAGGAGGUCCAGUUCGAGAUCACCGACGUUGAGAGCAAACAGAAAGUCGGACACUUCAAGCGCGUAAGACAGACUCUCUCAUGCACAGAGACCACAUGCCCAUUGUAUAUGUAUGUGUGUGUGUGUGCGUGCCCUCUGUCCUUCCAUCUACAUGAUCAUCCGUCAAUCAGAUCGUCCCGUGCAACCUGCUCAAGUUCCUCUUCACCGACGUGGACAACUACCAGUCAGCUCACACUCCUCACCCCUCCCCCCCCAGACACAGACACACACAGAUGGAGAGAGAGACACAUGGGCGGGUGGACUGUGUGCGUGUGUUCAGGGUGGAGUUUGGCGGCAUCACGGACCCCAAGUGGAAGUCCCUCCUCCUCGCGGCGGCGGUUUUCGCCGACUUCCGAUACUUUUCCACUAACAGUACGCACUGCUUCAUCGCCACCCCCCCCCCCCGGCACACACACAAAUGGAUUGCACAGAUGCACGCCUUUUUGCCUCUGUAUGUGUGUGUGUGUGUGUGGUGGUCACUGCUUGGCUGGCUGGCUGCAGAGAACGAGAACAGCGCCCUCGGGACGAUCUCCUGAAGAACCAACUCCUGAUAAACAUACAUACACACAACCAUAGCAUAGCAUAGCAAUGACACAACACCCAGACACACACAGACACACACACACACACACAGAGAAUGGCAUUACCCUGAUUGAUAGCAGCGCCCGUACACAGACUACACAUUCAUGUGUGUAUGCCUGCGUGCAUGGGAUGAUUUGAUUUGAUUUUUCGUUUGUUCGUUGGUGCCAUCUCUGAUGGCAUGGUGUGGUGUGGUGUGGUGUGUCCGUCGGUGCUCACGGUAUGGCUGACGUGGCAUGGCAUGGUCUGUGUGUUUGGCAGAGCGAAUGGAUGCGUGUGUGUGUGUGUGCACACUUCGGUUGACGGAUGGAUGGAUGGAUGGAUGUGCGCGAUUGGUG
This is a messenger RNA of Vitrella brassicaformis, 2770 nucleotides long. The record is from the annotation of a GenBank genome assembly. NCBI's taxonomy places the organism in Eukaryota, Vitrellaceae.